Anarrhichthys ocellatus (wolf-eel) is the source of this 2199-nucleotide messenger RNA. It is a transcript of the gene pithd1, whose product is annotated as PITH (C-terminal proteasome-interacting domain of thioredoxin-like) domain containing 1. The record is from RefSeq and is a predicted model, not a curated record. The transcript has 6 exons. Bases 791 to 1414 code for a protein of 207 amino acids. Lineage: Eukaryota; Metazoa; Chordata; Actinopteri; Perciformes; Anarhichadidae. Gene Ontology annotation, cellular component: nucleus.
GAGGCCAUAACAUCGUAGAGGAUGAUGUCUUUCCGCUUCAAAAUAAAAUACCUGCCUGCACUUAUUAAAUAGAGAAUUAAAAAGAGGCUACACUGUUUUCUAUCACGUAGGAGGAUCAGAAUGGGAUACAGUUUUAAGCGCCGGAAAAACUAGGAAGUGAAUGUUGAGUUUACAGUUUUUAGCAGAUAAAGUAAAAAGCUUUAAAUUAAGGGUCAUUUUUUUGUUACUGUCGGUAAAUUGUUUUAUUUUUCAUGCCACUCUGAUACGUUUAACUGUCAAAUAUCAUGAACAUAUAUGGUAAAUUCUCAUUACUAUGGAGUCCCAAAGUGUUCUAUAUCAGUUAUUAAACAAACACGAACGUAUGAACUAUAAAAGCACAUUAAUUAAAACAACCAUGACAAUUUGAAAAAUAAAUUAUUUUAAAAUGUCUCAAAAUCAGUUUUUCCUAUCACAACUUUUUCCCAAUAAUAGUUUUAUUUCCUAAUGCUAUUGUGCCUUUAUCUCAUUUCAGACAAUUAUAUGAUUGACCCAUAUUAGUACUACUUAAUUGAAUGUAAACGCAAUGUUAGCACUCUCAGCGUUGACCUUAAUACCAUUUAGAUAAACAGCUUCUCUUAUUCUAAAAAUCUCAAACCGGAAAUACCUUUAUAAUGUCUGCUCGCUUGACAGACAGAAGUGAAACUUCCUGAUAGCGUUGGUUCACUUUUUGUAAACACACUGAACGAACGGCAGCUUGUUGUUGUUUCUGUCCGAGCUCACAGUAACGGAAAGCAGCGCUUCAAGCUCCACGAUGUCCGGGCACGGUCAUGGUCACGGGCAUGGAUGCGAGGGGGAGCACGAGCCCGCGGAGAGGGGCCUGGAGUACGGACUGUACCAGCGGAUCGACCUGGAGAAGCUGCAGUGCCUGAACGAGAGCAGAGACGGGGAUGGGAAGAUGGUGUUCAAACCGUGGGAUCGGCGGAACGAGCGGGACACGUAUGUCGAGAGUGACGCUGAUGAAGAGCUGCUGUUCAACAUCCCUUUUACAGGCAGCGUGAAGCUGAAGGGCGUCAUCAUCUCAGGGGAAAAUGACGACUCUCAUCCAGCUGAGAUCCGACUGUACAAGAACAUCCCCCACAUGUCCUUCGACGACACCGGCAGAGAACCCGAGCAGGCCUUCAGACUCAACAGAGACCCUGUUGCUGAGCUGGAGUACCCGACAAAGAUCGCUCGUUUUUCCAAUGUGCACCACCUCUCCAUCCACAUCUCGAAGAACUUCGGCGCAGAGAGCACCAGGGUCUACUACAUCGGUCUGAGGGGAGAAUACUCACAGGCUCACAGACACGAAGUGACGAUCUGUAACUACGAGGCAUCAGCCAACCCUGCAGAUCACAAAGUGGGGAGCAUCAUCCCUCAAACCAACUUCAUUUCCUGAAGAAGCGUCAGAGAGUCGGAAGGAAAACAGGCGGGAAGAGAGGUUUCUUUGGCGUCUGCUGGCUGUCAUUGAUGCAAAAAUUCUUCAGAGGAGUUCGACGCUGCGUAGCGGCAGGCUGGUUGAGCCUCCACCGGUGACUUGAGCGCUGUACUCUGAAGACCAGAGAGCUCCAGGUGUGUCUGUAAGUGCCAUGUUGUUGCUCUGUUUUCUAUGGCAGUAAAGAGUGAAGGCUUAAUGUGGGCAAAAAGCUUAAUAAUAAAUGCAUGAAACAUUUGAUAAUCAAAUAAAGUCUGUUGUUAUCAGUUAAAGCUGCAUUCUCUGAUUCAUGUCUGAAGAUAUCCACCACUUCAAUAAAGUGACAGCUGCUUUUAAACAAAACACAUAAUAAACCAAGUGAUGUUACUCUUUGAUUGAUUAAAUGACUUUGGUCGCCAUGUUUACACAAUGGAUUCGUAGUUGGCUUCACGCAAUGAUUUUUAGGUGUGAAAAAUGUAAAGAAACAUCAUUUGCUCUCAAAAAUCUUCAGGAAGAAAUAUAAACGGUCAGAAAAUACAAAAACAUGUUCUUAAAAGCCUAUAAAUUAAUAUAUUUCCAAUAAAACUACAUUAUUUGCUUUUUGUAAAGCUAACACAUUGUUAACCAGUGCUGGAUAUUUCCUGCCACCUAGUGGUUUAUUAUGUGACUAUUGAAUCUUAGUGGGUCUCCCUCUAUAGGGUACAUCCCAAGUCUCUUAAUUGCAUCCCCGUUUCCCUCACUUGGGUCCUUUCCUUGCGUCUUAGUCCCUC